Microbotryum saponariae is the source of this 2372-nucleotide messenger RNA. Lineage: Eukaryota; Fungi; Basidiomycota; Microbotryomycetes; Microbotryales; Microbotryaceae. The record is from the annotation of a GenBank genome assembly.
AUGAUGCGGUUGCAAGUAUCGCUUUCCAUUCAUCCGCGAUAAAGAACCCGAACCCGAACCCGACCUGACCUGACCCCUCUCACACUGCAGGACCAGCCACCUGCUCCUGCCACCGGACCAUCCCCACGCGGCUCAUUCGACCGCGCUGACCACUACGGCGUCGCACCCACAACUACGCGACCUCGUCGUCUGUCCACCCGAGGACCCAGACGCGGUCGUCGUGGUGUGCUACGACCGAAUCGUGCGACAUUCCCUCUUGCACAAUGUCAGUGUUGCUGCCUGAUGGGUCCCCCGUCGGCGCUCAUCGUCGCUCGUUCGCGCGCGUCACGUGGCCCCGCCCCCACACUUGCAUCACGUCACCCUGCGCCAACGCUCGCCAUCGUGAUCUGGGGAACGGCACCCGUGAACUGAACUUGGCUUGUCCCCAUCCCACCCAGGUUGAUCCGAUCGUGACCAAACUCAAUUUCUGCCCUUCGACGUUGGCCUAUGGCUGUGGCUUGAUCGCCGUCGGCGGCCAACUGUCCGAACUCGCGCUCAGGUCCGCCCAUCCCGACGCGACCUGGUCAGUACCCAGGGUGCGCAGCCACGCCAUCCCUUGCGAUUUCUCACUCUGGAAACCCCUCUUUCCCAGGUCACAUCAAAUCACCGACUCGUCCGCUGGCUCGAUCAACAACUCGAUCUUCAUCGGACCCAGUCCGCUCCUUCCCGAUCGACCGCGUCUGCUCGUCAGCAACAAUGACGCCUCCAUCAAGAUCUAUGACGUCGCCGGCGAGGUACCCGAUUACAGAGCGGGAGUUAGAAGACGAAAGCGCACCCGGCGGCAGCUGCAUCUCGGUGGCUCCUCGGAACGAUCCAUGACCCUGACUCCGGUCGGACGGGCCGAGUGGGGGGGCCGAGUCGAUGCGACCAUGUCCGAUUCUUCGACAUCCCACACUCCGAUCAGAUCUUCAUGGCUCGAUCAGAGCACGAACAGGGCCGAGGAAUUAUCCAACAACUCGGCUUCGAACGAAUCCAUAGAGGAGCAUGGCACAUACGAUACUGGGGGUACUUGCCGCCUCGUUCCCCUGGGCCACUCUCACGAUCUCCACUUUGACACGGCCAUCAACCACACUUCGGUCUCCCCCGAUGGUCGUCGACUCGUCGCCGUCGGCGACACGAACGAAGUUUUCCUCUACGACGUCUCCCUUUUGGGUGAAUACACCUUUGUGCACUCGUUCGAAGCCUCCGAGGACGCGUCGUUCUCGAGCGACUGGUCCCAAACGGGGGACAAGUUCGCCGUCGCAAGUCAAGAUGGUUACGUCCACGUCUACGACGUACGCUACAUGCCCAGAUCAGGAACCGGUCCUUCCGAAUCCCCACCCAGGAAAUUAGCGACGAUCAAAUCGACCCAAACGGGGCCUCCGGGAGCGGUUCGCAAGGUCAAGUUCAGUCCUGGGAAUCGCGUCGAUGGGGAAUUGCUCGCGUUUACGGAACACCGUUCAAAGGUCCAUAUCGUCGAUGCGAGGACAUGGGAUCAAUCUCAGAUCGUUGAGGUAUUGCCUCCAAGGAAUCCGGAUGGGGUUUAUUCGUUGGGACAAGAGGUGCCGUUGCCCCCUCCUUCGAGAAGACCCGUGCAGGACGAGGGCCAGGCGAAUGGGAAUGCGAAUGCGAAUGCGAUGGCAUCGACGAGUUAUGGGACCCAGGACGUCGCGUACAGGAGGUUGCUUCAGGGUGCGACGGGCCUUUUUUCUCGGGAGGCGAUAGAAGUGAGCCAACGAUUGCGUGAACGGAGCAUGGCUGAUAAUGCGGAGCAAGAAGGCACGACGGCGACGAUCAUGCAUUCGCGACGGAGGCCGGGCCAAGGAAGGGGGAUGUAUGAAGAUGAUGAUGAAGAGGAGGGAGACGAAGAUGAAGAAGACGAUGAAGAUGAAGAAGGGGAGGAAGAGGAAUGCCCACCCGAUACAUCAACGAUCUUCAUCCGGUCCUCUGCACCCGCGAACGUCGCUCCGACCCUCUUGAAUCGUUUCCUCCCUGAUCCUCGACAACCAUCUUCAACGCAAACCUUUGGUUCCGCCCCGCCCCUCCCCCUUCCCCGACCACCAACAAUCACAGCAGCCCGUUCCCCACCCCCAGGCUGGCGUCCAGGUCUAUCAGGCUACACGCCCCUAUCGAGCUACUCGACCUUCAUCUCCCCCGGUCGAGCAGGUUCAAGAAGGACGGGCUAUCAACCUACUUCCCAGUACUUCCCUACGGAUAGUACGCCGAUGGAUUUGUUGGGCUUGGAUUGGGAUGAAGAAGGGGGGAGGUUGGUGGUGGCUACUGAAGGGAGGGUUUGGGAAUGGAAUGUGGAUCGGAGGGAGAGGAGGUGUUUUGGCGGGGUGGAGUGGAGAUGA